This is a messenger RNA of Xenopus laevis (African clawed frog), 840 nucleotides long. RefSeq names its product trypsin. Lineage: Eukaryota; Metazoa; Chordata; Amphibia; Anura; Pipidae. The record is from RefSeq and is a predicted model, not a curated record. The coding region runs from base 33 to 803 and encodes 256 amino acids. The transcript has 6 exons.
AGAAAGAAGCCACUUGAGUUAUUACUAUAGGCAUGGAAAGUUUCUGUUUGCUACUUCUUGCAGUGACACACCUGGGACAAGCCUCAUCUCAAACAGGUGUUCUUGAAAAGCGAAUAAUUGGAGGAAAGGAAUGUGUUGCCAACUCUCAGCCAUGGCACGUUUCCCUGUUUUAUUUCGAUGAUUAUAUAUGCGGAGGAACCCUCAUAAGCAAGCACUGGGUAUUGACAGCAGCUCAUUGUCUAAAGCCAAAUAUACUGAUGCAGCUUGGAGAACAUAACCUGGAAGUUAACGAAGGCAAUGAACAAUUUGCACAUACUGCGAUAUUUUGCCCACACCCUAAAUAUGAUUCUGUAACAUAUGACAACGACAUAAUGCUGCUUAAACUAAAUGCACCAGCUAAGUUAAAUAAAUAUGUCCAGACUAUCUCCAUUGGCUGCCCAGAAGUGUCCAGUGGAACCGAGUGCACCAUUGCUGGAUGGGGAUCCACCACAUCCAUAGUGGAAACCUAUCCAAACAUACUACACUGUGGGACAGUUACAACUGAAACCCAAGAUGAGUGCCAAAGGCUGCAUUCAGACUUGAAAAUUACAGACAACAUGCUCUGUGCUAGUAUUGCAGGAGAAACAAUGGACACCUGCUACGGAGACUCUGGUGGGUCACUGGUUUGCAAUUCUGUAGUUCAUGGUGUCACAUCUUUUGGACACACCACGUGCGGAACUGGAACCAAGCCGGGAGUCUAUACAAAAGUCUGCAAAUAUAGAGACUGGAUCAGAAAAACGGUAGCAAAGGGAGACUGUCUCUGAUUGCUAAGGCCCUGACAUGUAUUGGCAGAGGGCAACA